CCAAGCGUAGUUCACUUUUCACAUACUAAGGAGCUUCUGAGGAAGGUCCAGCCACCUGAGUCAAACUGAAGUGGAUAACUUCACGCAGGACGGUGCAUUGGGUGACUGCAGAGACCAUGAUCGACUUAGGUUUUCUGACAGACGAAGAGAAGAAGACCAUUAUGUCUGUGCUGAAAAGAGAUGCCGAGCUGAAAAAGGCUGAGGAGAAACGGGUCCAGAACCUACAGAGGACUGUUGCAGAUAAAAUUCAGCUAAAAUACCUUACUGGAGAAUGGUUCUAUGAGACCAAGCAGCUUCGUCAUCAAGAGUGUGUCCAUGCCCCCGAGGUCAUCAGGGCCUCCAUGAGACACACGUCUAAGACACUGACUAUAGAUGAGAUCUCUCACAUAAUGUCUGAAAAGUCCAGUUUUGUAACCAGUGAAAAAAGAGAAGCGUUUGACCUGCCUGCUCUCUGCAGUGAAGAACCCAAGCUGGAGCUCAACACUGAUGGGCAUGAAAUUGAUCAUUUCUAUAAAACCUUAAGUGAUGCUCCAACAGUUGUGUCAUCAGCACGAAUGAAAGUGAGAAGGAAUCCAUUUAAUAGUGAACAGAUUUUUGAGGAAAACAAAAUCCAGUUAUUGGAUGAAGCAACAGCUCUGACCUUGUCCCAAAACCAGAUUGUAUCGGAGCAAUCCGAUCCGGAGCCACUAGUUCUGGAUAGUACACUAGUGGCUCACGUGCAGCCCACGUAUGUUUUGGCUGCACAUGACCCAGAUAAGCAUGUUCAGGGGCACAUAAAGUCUGAAGAGGAUUGUCACUGCAGUUCUGAAGCCAGGCACAACAUUUACUCUCUUGAAACGUCCUCACAAAGCUGUGCUGAAAACCCUAUUACAUCAGCACUGGCACAAUUAUCCUCAAGAGUCAUCUCUUCAUCUAAGAGUUUGGAAAAUUUCACCUCAGAAAAAAUUCAGGUUCUUUCCAACUCCACUGCCAUGAAAAGCAGUUUUUCUGUGCACAGUCUUCAGCAGCAAAAGACAGAUUACGACAGCCCAUCAAGAAGCACCUGGAGUAGCAGGAUAAAUGCCAACAGUUCCAAUUCAAGUCUGUCCUCAGCAAUGGCCUCCAUAUCAUCUAUGAGCAGCAGCAUAAGCACCAUUGACCCUUUAGACAUGGAAGUCCAAGGAAGCAUUCAGUUUGCUGUGAACUACAUCCAAAAGAUUGAAGAAUUUCAGGUAUUUGUGGUAAAGUGCAGUGGAUUGGCUGUGACUGAAACCAAAAAGAAUUAUGACUUGUAUGUGAAGUGCUACCUUGUUCCUGAUAAUACACGAUUGGGCAAGAGAAAGACCACAGUUAAAAAGAAGACAUUUCAUCCAACAUACAAUGAAGUUCUUAAGUUUAAAAUUAGUCUUGAAGAGUUGAAAAAGCAGAUCUUGAACGUCUCAGUGUGGCACAAUGACCUUUUUGGGCGGAACGACUUCCUGGGUGAUGUAGACUUGGAUUUGUCUGAAUGGGACAUUGACAACACAGAGAUAAAUGAAUAUGCAUUAAAAGCCAAGGUUCCAGCAGAAAUAUUUGAACAACUUCCUUCAAACCUAAAAGAAAAUGGUGGAAAGAUGAGAGUGGCCCUGAAAUUUGUGUCACAGACAAUCAAGGGUAAGGGAAAUAAAAGAGGAGAGGCUGGGGAGCUGCUAAUUUGGGUGAAAGACUGCAAGGAUCUUUGUCCAGUCAUAGGAGUCAACAUCAACCCCUUGUUAAAGUGCACUGUUCUUCCAGACACAAGUCGGAAAAACCGACAGAAGACACGGGUCGUAAAAAGAACAGCUAAUCCUUUGUUCAACCACACCAUGAUGUAUGACGGUUUCCGGUUGGAGGAUCUUGGAGAGGCCUGUGCAGAGAUAACAGUAUGGAAUCAUAAUCGGCUGCAAAACCACUUCAUAGGUGGUGUAAGGCUUGGACCGGGGACAGGAAAGAGUUAUGGAGUGGAAGUUGCUUGGAUGGAUUCAACAACAACUGAAGCAAACUUAUGGUGCAAGAUGCUACAGUCAAAUGGAGAAUGGGUGGAAGAUAUUUUGCCUUUGAGAAUGUUGGUGAUGGCAAAGAGCAUGUCGGCCUGAUACAAUAUAAUGUGGGGGAGCAGCAGCAUAACACUAUUAUGUAUAAGUUAUGUGUAUAUAUAUAUGUUACCUUAGUUACAGAAAUGUGAAAUAGAUGCCACAUAAUAUCUAACUGGUGAAUGAUAGUUCCUAAGAUAAAAGCGUCCAAAAAACACACAACAAAAUUAUGACCAUUAUGAUACAAACACGAUUUGAAUAUACCGAUUAAAUGUGUGAUUUUUACUUUUCAUUAUCUGUGAUGCAAUGAAAUUAUUUCGUAUUCUUUCAUUCUGUGUCACUGAUGCACUUCAGUGACACAGACUUCUUAAUAAAUUCAUAAUUAUAAUUUUCAGUCACUGUUUACAUUCUGAUUUAUUAUCUCUGGCAGAAUUAUGAUGUAUGUCUGACAUCAACGACUAAAAACCAAAUAAAAUGUGACACGAAGUUCAAAUGGCAAAUGCUUUGAAAACCACUGGAUAUGGAAGUGGCACAAAUUGGAUUUAUGUUUUGGGUUAAAAGAUCAUAAUUGGGCCACUCAGAAAAAAGCAGGGGGAAAAAAGCUGAUUUGGGUAGCAUUCUCGAUGCCAUCUUUUCUUUUUAAAGGUUUUAUUGGUUCGAGUGAUCUGUAUUGGAGAGUGGUCAGACAGGAAAGUGGGUAAUGAGAGAGGAAAGUGGCAAAGGUCAUUAGCCUGAGAACUAAGGCCUCCGUGCAUGGACUGCGCUUUACCCCUGUGCCACCGCAGCACAUCCCUACUGUCUUUACUAUCCUUAAACAGUAAACUGUUGCCCAUAAACGUAGUCCGCCACUAUUCAUGAAAUGACGUUGACAGUCUCUAGCGGUAACAAUGUAUAUUUUCUUAGCUUGGUGA
This is a messenger RNA of Poeciliopsis prolifica (blackstripe livebearer), 2941 nucleotides long. It is a transcript of the gene sytl2a, whose product is annotated as synaptotagmin-like 2a. The record is from RefSeq and is a predicted model, not a curated record. The transcript is spliced from 17 exons. Lineage: Eukaryota; Metazoa; Chordata; Actinopteri; Cyprinodontiformes; Poeciliidae. Gene Ontology annotation, cellular component: plasma membrane; exocytic vesicle. The coding region runs from base 117 to 2093 and encodes 658 amino acids. Gene Ontology annotation, biological process: intracellular protein transport; exocytosis. Gene Ontology annotation, molecular function: neurexin family protein binding; small GTPase binding.